This is a messenger RNA of Tachyglossus aculeatus (Australian echidna), 963 nucleotides long. It is a transcript of the gene SPSB2, whose product is annotated as splA/ryanodine receptor domain and SOCS box containing 2. Gene Ontology annotation, biological process: proteasome-mediated ubiquitin-dependent protein catabolic process; intracellular signal transduction. The coding region runs from base 1 to 762 and encodes 253 amino acids. NCBI's taxonomy places the organism in Eukaryota, Metazoa, Chordata, Mammalia, Monotremata, Tachyglossidae. The record is from RefSeq and is a predicted model, not a curated record. Gene Ontology annotation, cellular component: SCF ubiquitin ligase complex. The transcript is spliced from 2 exons. Gene Ontology annotation, molecular function: protein binding.
AUGGGGCAGAGGGCCCCGGUAGGCCCCGGCCCCCCAGAGCCGUGGUGCCCCGAGGGUCUGGGGGAGCUGCUGGCGGGGGCCCCGGCGGACCUGGGGGCGCAGCGGUGGCACGGCUGGAACCCCGCCGACUGCUCCCACAACAUCCAAGUGCAGGAGGGCGGCCUGGUCUUCGAGCGCAGGCCCGUGGCCCGCACCACCGACGGGGUCCGGGGCAAGCGCGGCUACUGGCGCGGCCUGCACGCCUGGGAGAUCUGCUGGCCCCCGGCCCAGCGGGGCACGCACGCCAUGGUCGGGGUGGCCACGGCCCGGGCCCCGCUGCGGGUGGACCGCUACGCCCCGCUGCUGGGCAGCGACCAGGAGUCCUGGGGCUGGGACAUCACCCGGGGUCACCUCUACCACCGGGCCGAGGCCGCCCGCUAUCCCGCGGCCCCGGGGGUCGCCGCCGUGCCCGCGGAGGUGCCCGAGCGGCUGCUUGUGGUCCUGGACAUGGAGGAGGGCACCCUGGGCUAUGCCGUCGGGGGCACCUACCUGGGCCCGGCCUUCCGCGGCCUCGGGGGUCGCACCCUGUACCCGGCGGUCAGCGCCGUGUGGGGACAGUGCCGCGUCCGAAUCCGCUACCUGGGAGAGAGGAGAGUGAAGCCCCACUCCCUCCUCCACCUGAGCCGGCUGAGUGUGCGGAACAUCCUGGGAGAGGAGCGGCUGGGCCAGGUGGCCACCCUGCCCCUGCCCCCGGCCCUGAAGAGAUACCUGCUGUACCAGUGACCCCUGCCAUACCACCAGACGCGGCCAACACGGACUCCAGGCCCAACCCCGGCGGGCGAGGGGGUGGGUACGCCUUCCCCUGCCCCGCUCCCCACCUUGGGGGGCCGCCCCCAGAACCAUUUUUUCCAUCAUCUUCAACAAUGAAAUCGCCUCAGUACGGGCACCAGACUGGUGUUGCAAGGGGGGCCCAGGGUGGGUACA